Antechinus flavipes (yellow-footed antechinus) is the source of this 11703-nucleotide messenger RNA. It is a transcript of the gene CCDC85C, whose product is annotated as coiled-coil domain containing 85C. The transcript has 6 exons. Gene Ontology annotation, cellular component: apical junction complex. The record is from RefSeq and is a predicted model, not a curated record. Lineage: Eukaryota; Metazoa; Chordata; Mammalia; Dasyuromorphia; Dasyuridae. Bases 5559 to 6812 code for a protein of 417 amino acids.
UCACAGACUACCCAGAAAGAUAAACAAAUAAUUUUUGUUCUAGUGAAUAUUAUCUUUUUUUAAGAAAUAAAUUUAUUGAUAUAUUUUUACCUGAUAGAUACUACCUAACAAACACCUAGAGAGAAGUUAGCUAACUAUAAGAAGGAGAAAGACACCAUAAGAUAAAGUAGAAGAUGAUAGUCAUCAUGAAGCAUGAUGGGGGGAAAUCAGAGGAGAAACACCACCAUUGCAUGAGGGAGUACUAAGGGGAUAGACAACAUGAGGCAGUGUUGUGAUAGAGUGACUCAAAGGAAUACAGCAAAGAUGGCAUAGCCAUAAGCGAAUUUAUAAAGGGAUUUUAACCUCAAGGACAUGACUACUAUUUCUGACAGAACAUAGCAAGGUGAGGCUGCCCCAAAGCCCCCAGAGGGUUGGCCUCAAGGGCUUGACAAAACUUGGAUUUUUUUGGCUGGACACAGCAAAGUGGGGCUACCCACCACAGGGAACCUCCACAGAAAGUGGGAACACUAAGUUAAACUGAUCUCCAAUUCCAUUCUAUUCUCAUCAGUAUCACCAUUUAAGAAGGAUAUUGAUGAACUGGAGAACAUCCAGAGGAGGGUACCUAGGGUUAUAAAGGCCCUGGUUCUAUGUCAGAUAAUAAUGGUUGCAGAAAGUGGGGAUGAGAGAAUGGAGGAAUGGAGAAUGGAAGACUCCUAAGGACAUGAGGGAAUGUUCAAAUAUUUGAAUGAUUGUUGUGAUACAUUCAUCUUGGACUCAGAGGGGAAGAACCAGAAGCAGUAAUUUGAAGUUGCAAAUAGGCAAAUUUAUGUCAGAAAAAAUAAAACAAAACAAAACUACUUCCCUACAAUCAGGAAUAAAUGAGGAUAAUAAAUAAAAGUGAAACAGACUUGUUCUAUUUUUAAAUUAAUUUUUUUAAUGAAAAUUCUCCUUUCCCUCUUACCUCUUCCCACUUCUAACACACAUACAUUGAGAAAACAAGAAAAACAAAAUCCCCAUUACAUAUCUAUGUAGUCAAACAAAACAAAUUCCCAUAUUGGCCAUAUUUAAAAAAAAUAAUCCUCUAAUAUGUGACCUCUCCAUCAGAAGGUAGGUAACGUGUUUUAUCAUGAUUCCUAUGAAAUCAUGGUUUGUCAUUCUUUUAGAGAUGAGGGGUUCCCCUUAAAGGUCUAUUUGUAUAUGUUAUAUAGCAUCAAUUUCUUUAAAAAUAAAUGGAUGUCAAAGUACCUUCCAGUUCCCAUUCUGUGAGUCUAUGACUUGGGUUAAAAUUACUGCUCUAUACUUAUUAUCUGUGAUAUCUGGGAAAAUCACCUCUCUUUCUCUCUCUUUUUCUCCUCAACUAUAAACUGCUGUGGGGGAAGUCCUUGGUAGAUCUUAAAAGCAGUAUUGGAAAGUUAGUUCUCAUAAUCAUUAUUGUAAACUUUGCUGUUGACAGUGAUACAGACAUAAUUUAUUGGUUUUAUAGAAAUGAAAUUUUUGCUUUUCCCCAAGUGGAUGGAAGUAAGGUGGGAUCUGAACGAAUAUCUGGGAUCCAUUCAUAUAAAUAGGUUCCUCAGUAGCCAGAUGUCAAAGUAAAUACAUAGAGCACCGAACCUGGAGUUAGUAAGACCUGAUUUCAAAUUUGAUCUCAGAUAGCUACUGGCUGUGUGCCAAUGGACAAGUCACUUAGCCUCAGUCUGCCUCAGUUUUCUCAACUGUAAAAUGGGGAUAAUAAAAGCAACUAUCUUCCAGAGUGUUGUGGGAAAAAAAAUUAGAUCACAUUUGUAAAAUGCUUAACAGCAGGAAAGAAAUGGUUUUUUACAAGAAAUAGCCUACUACAUAAUUGUUAUUUGUUAGAACUCAUCAGUACCCUCAAUGCCCUCCACCCCUCUAAUUGGAGGGAAGAUACAAGUAAGAGCUUCUAAAGCCUUCACUGAGAAGGGAAGCCAAGUCAGCCAUCUCUUCAUUUGAGACCUGGCUAUGCUCCCUUGGAUUUUCCUGAAUGCAUGCGCAACUACUUAUCCCAUGCUUCAAACCCUUCCUCUUUUAAGCUUCAUUUUGUAUGUUGUUUUUCCUCACUAGAUUAUAUGCUCCUUGAGGACAUGGACUCUUUCUUUUUAGUAUUUUCAUCCUUGGCACUUGGUAAGUUGCCUGGAAAAUAGUAAAUGCUCAAUAAAUGUUUUCCAAUUAUAAAGAAAAUCUAAUUGUCAGUGAAAAGUGCAUAAAGACUCAAGUUCUAGGUUCUUGAUUUUGGGCUUCUGUGGUUUGGGGCAAGUAUCAUCCCCUCUUGGAUUCAGUUUCUUCAUUUGAAAAAAAAGAAAAAUAACAUCAAUUCUGUCUAUUCUUAGGGUAAAAAAUGGAAAGCAUCAUAUAAAUAUAAGUUGUGAUUAUUAUUAUUACAAGCUGCUGUAGGGAAGCUGACAACAUUAAAGAUACCCCAAAUAGCAGGGAAGGCUCCCUAAAAUUGUAAACAUUCCUGGUCCUUUCAAUUAAAACAAAAAGUCAUACUAUCUCAGGUCUUAGAACAUGCUUUUAUUAAACAUUGACAAUAACACCUCAGCCACUGGAGAUAUAAACACAAAAGCAAAAUAGUUGAUACUCUCAAGGAGUGUACCUUCUUCAAGACCUAGAAAGUCUCCAACAGAAGACAGGACUUGAACUGAGUCUUGAAAGAAACCAGGGAUUUCAAGUAGUAGGGGAGAGACAUGGAAGAGAGCCAUUGAAAAAGGCACCAAGAAAGGAGGAGUGUUCCAUGUGAAGAAUAGCCAGACCAGUUUGGUUGAACCAUAGAAAGGAGUAAAAUGUUAAAAAAAAAAAAAAAAGGAAUCAUCAUGUGAACUUCAAAUUAUAUAAGAAUUUUUGAUCAUAGAGGUGAAAGAAUCAUCAAACCUAGGGGCCUGGAAAAUGACUUCCUUGGUUUUGUAGAGGAUUGUCGGAAGUGGGGAGACACCAGUUAGAAAGUUAUGGUAAUAGUCUUGACUGAAUAAGAAUUGUAGCAGUAAGAGCAGAGGGGGGGGGGGGGAACAGUGCAAGACAUGUUAGGGAGUUAAAAAUGACAAGAUUUGCAUCUCUUGAUGUAUGGGUUAAGGUAGAGCAAGGACUUCUAGGUUGCUGCCCUCAAAAGAGAAAAUUCAGAAGAGGGAUGGGCUCGAGUGGAAAGAUACUGUGCUCUGUUUUAGGUACAAAUUUGUGAUAUCAACCAGACGUUCGAAUUUGAAACGCUCAUAAACAGUUGGCGAUAAGAGACAGGAGCUCAGAAGACAGACUAGAGCUGGAUCAUUUCUGUCUCUCCCUCUCUCUGUCUCUCUCUCCAUAUUUGAGAUGGUAAUCCAACCAAAGAAAAUUGGUAAGAUCACCAAAUCAAAGGAUGGACGGAAAAGUUAGGACUUGACAUGGACAAUAAUCCUGCAAAAGAGACUAUUUAUUCAUUUAUUUUCAAGGAUUUUCUUUUCUUUUAUAUAUCCCCCAUAUUAUUAUUAAUACAUCAAAUUCAUUAAGGUUCCAUUAGGAUUUUAAAAGAGACUUUUUAAAAAGAGUGCUCAGACCUUAAAAAGAGUGGAGGAGAGCCAAAAUAGAUGAAGGUAGAAAGUCCCCACAGGGACUGAAGAGGUAAGAAGUGGUAAACUGAAUUAAAUGCUGUAGAAAAGCUAGAGCAUCAGCUUCUGCAUGAGAAUGGACCACUAAAUUCGGCAAUGAAGAACUCAUCGAUGACUUUAUAUAGAAUAAUAAGAUUAAGAACAGUAAAGUAUUUUAGACACCAUCUGCUUAGUCUGAGUUUUCUCAUUUACAAAAUAACUGGCUCUACUAGAGGAGACAGUGAGAGAGGGGCUUUGUGAACCUUAAAAACCCAAAGAAUAUGCGAUUUUUUUUUUUUUAAUUGCAGAUAAGUAAACAGAGAUUCAGCGAAGUUACUGAGCCAACCCUAGGCCAUAUUAACUCCCCUCUCCCAUCUCACCACACUCCCCCAGGUAGAGGAGUAGAAAAAGAGCCUUCCACCCUGCUGCCUCUUUCCCUCCGCUCAGCCUUCUCAGGCCGCCCGAACUACAGCCAUAUCAGCUGAGAACUGGGAGGCCGCCCCGCUUCUCUCCGCCCCCGUCAGAUCGCAGACUAAUGAAUAGAAAUGGAUUUUGUUUACCCUACGCAGGCAUUUCAGGGAGACAGAAGAGGAUUUCAGCAAAGGCCAUCUCAAUGAUUAUCUGGAGCGGGCGGGGAGUAGAAGAAUUAGAAUCGUGGUAGGGGGUAGGGAAAAGCAGAAUUUCAACACAGUCUCCUUUAAGACAAGCUCCAACUCUACCUUUUCAAUCCUGUCCCAGGCCUAUUUUGUACCUGUAUUUUCAAAGCGCUUUACAGCUUUCUGAUUGGUUGAGUGGGGGAGGGGCCGAAACAUCCAUUCUCUCGCAGCAGUAACUUGAACCUGCCGGGAGAGAGCAGGGGAGGGGAGCUUUGGGGCACGGGAGGGAGGAGGCAACCACAACCUGAAAAGACUCAACCAUCUAGGCGUCCUCCCCCCGAGCUCAUCCCGCCCCUCCCACACCCCCUCGGAAUCACCCAAUCGGACUGGUGUAGGGUGGGAGCCCAGCUCUUCUCCACCUCUGGCUUGGCGCCCGGUCCGGAGGACUCUAGGCGAGGUACUGGUGGAGUGGGGGAGGUUACAAGGUGGGCUGGUCAGCGCUUCUCUCCGCCUCCUUUCCUUCAAUCCUCCCUCCCCCCUCACCCCAGUUCUCCCGCAGGCAGGCGGGCGAAGCCGGAGCUGUUACGUUCGCUCCUCCCUCCCAGGGUAGGUGGGGCUGCCUCGGGCUCCGAGAGCCGGGGUUGGGGGGAAGGGGGGAGGGGUCUUUCUGUCUCGGUCUCCUCCUCCUCCUCCGGACCAUAGAGCCGAACGCUUAGCCACCGCGAGCGGGCUCCCUGUGCAUUGAGUCGAGCCAACCAGAAGGAAGACAAGCUAGUGUAGGGGCGAAGCUGAAGCCAAAGGCGGGGGCAGUGCGCGAGCUGUGCGGGGACCUGGGUGCAGCCGUGCGUUGUUUGGUGGGGCAAGGGCAAGGCAGCCACAUCGAAGCAGAUGGCGAGUAGGAACUGGCCCGGUGAGGGUCUCCCUCGGCCGCGGGGCCAUUGAGACUUGCCAGAUGCCGGAGCCUUUCUCUAGGACUGACUACCUAGUUCUUUGCUCGGGGAAGUGAAAUUUCUCCACCUCUUGCUCGGAGCGAGACGACCGCCCAGAGUCCCAGGUGCACUUUGGAGAGGAGCGGAGAGUCGAGCGCCCAAGUCCUGAUUGUCUAAAGAGAACAGGCUGCUGUGCAGUCCGGAGUCCAGCAGGUGCCGGCUCUUGCUCUCACCCCGCCUCCGGGCCGGGGGAAGGAGCGCUGGGGGAGUCUGUCUGCCUUUCCCACCCAAAGCAGAGGUGUUCUUUGGUGCCAGUGUAUUAGAACAGGAGAAUAGCACAACUUAGCGGAGAUGCACCGGGGAUCUGGGAGCUAAUACAAGGAGAGAGAGCGAGAGACAGAGAGAGGGGAGGAGGAGGAAAAAAGUCACUUGUCUCCUCCUCCCCACCUGAAGGUGUCCAGAGCCUCCCUCUCGGGACCGAGAUGGCUAAAAACACGUCGGAAGGGUCGGGUAAGGAAGAUCUGAGCAAGGUUCCAGACGAAGAGCUGCUACGCUGGAGCAAAGAGGAGCUGGCUCGUCGGCUGCGGCGGGCAGAGGGCGAGAAGAUGGGCCUCAUGGUGGAACACGGGAACCUGAUGAAGGACGUAAACCGGAGGCUGCAGUUGCACCUCCACGAGAUCCGCAGCCUCAAGGAGGUCAAUCAGAAACUGCAGGACGACAACCACGAGCUGCGGGAGCUCUGUUGCUUUCUGGACGACGACCGGCAAAAAGGCAAGAAGCUGUCGCGCGAGUGGCAGCGCUUCGGUCGCCACACGGCCGGCGUGCUGUGGAAGGAGGUGGCCCUGUCCCAGCAGAAGCUGCGCGAGUUGGAGGCCCGCCAGGAGGCCCUGGUGCGGGAGAAUCUGGAGCUCAAGGAGAUCGUGCUCAUGCUGGACGAAGAGCGCAGCGGCGCCGGCUCCCGUAGCUCCAUCGACAGCCAGGCUAGUCUCACCAACCUGGCGGGGGGCGCCGGCGGUGCGGGGCCCCGCGAUGUGGGCGAUGGCAGCAGCACAUCUAGUACGGGCAGCGGCGGCAGUCCAGACCACCACCACCACCCGCUGCACCCUCACGGGCACCUGCCGCCGCCAGGCCCCCAGCAGCAGCAGCAACCCGCUGCCCCUGCGCCCCCUCUUCACAAAGCGGCGGACGCCAAGGCCGGCGCCACCCGAAGAUCCUUGGACGACCUGUCCGCGCCCCUGCACCAUCGGAGCAUCUCCAAUGGACUCAACGACUCCUCUUGCAAUUACAUCAGACAAUUGGAAACAAAGGUGAAACUGCUUGAGGAUGACAACAAGCUUCUCUCUCAGCAGUCCAGUUCUGGGGACUUCAGGACUCUUCGGAAGGGGCUGUCUCCAUAUCACUCAGAGUCACAGUUAUCAUCGUUGCCGCAGUACCAGGAUGCCCUGCAGAACGGUCCUGCUCACAUGACAGCCGAGCUUUCUUCUUCCCCUGCAGUGGGCUAUGUCCCUAUGGGACAGAAACCUGAGGCAGUAGUGCAUGCUAUGAAGGUCUUGGAAGUUCAUGAAAACCUGGACAGGCAGAUACAGGACAGUUAUGAAGAAGACCUGAGCGAAAAGGAGAAAGCAAUCGUCCGUGAAAUGUGCAAUGUUGUAUGGAGAAAGCUUGGAGAUGCAGCAAGUUCCAAACCUUCCAUCCGACAGCACCUUUCAGGAAACCAGUUCAAGGGGCCCUUGUAGGAGUUUUACUCUGAAGACUGGGAAUGAGUGUAUAGGAGGAACGACUUCUUAGGAAUGGGACAAUGAGAGAUGCAUAAGAGAGAGGGACCUCUCACUCUCUGGCUGCCAGAAUUAUUUUUGUGGUGUUCUUUGUAAAUAUGGCAGCUUUGGCCUACUGUUCUCUUGAGGUCCUGGAAUGGCUUUUCACUGGGGAAGCAAUCCUUUUCCAUAUACUGAAAAUAGACUCCUGAUCAUCCUGUUUCAGAAAUACCCAAUUGAAGAGGUUUUGGUGGCCAAUAAAGCCCCUCUCAUCUGCUUGAAUAUAUGGCUAGCUUUUCCCCAUAUUUGUUACUAAAAUGGCUUUUUCAAGAGGAAAUUAGAAUGACAUGCAAAUUCCUGGUUGGAUUUUUCAAAACAUAGCCUAGAAGUUCCACUUUCCUUUUGGGGGGUUGUCAGCCAUAUAGUUCCUGGGAUCAUGGUGGUAUGGAGGGGGGGAAUGACCAAUUUUUGAUAAGUCUAGUUUCUGUUCUUAGAAUCCCCUAUGGGAAAAGACCCUCGAGAUAUCAGAAGAUUCAUUUCAUCCUGUCUCAUACUUAAUCCAACCCAGAAAGAAACUAAUGAAAUUUGGGGCUUAUUUUGGUUCCUUUACUUACUUCAGAAUAAAAGUUAUCAUGUGAUUUUUCUCCCCCAUGUGAAUAACUUUCCUUAUGAUACUAUGGACCAGAAUACCAGUUCAUGCUGAACAUUUAUAUCUUGAUAAAUAUGACCUAGUAUCAACGGUGGCCAAUUCUCACAAUCCACCAGUUUUCUUUUCAUAGUCCAGGUCCUUUCUGCCAUGAGCCAGGGAUAGUUGUUUUUUUUUUUUUUUUUUUUUGAAAUCUGAGAUUGAGUCCUAUAAGGCAAGUAUAAAAAAAAAAAGUUCAGCCCUCCCAUCAGGGCCUGAAGUGCUCUGUGAAAACACUGAGGAAUUAGUUCUCAGCUGCUCUUUAGUAUAAGUCAAUGCAAAGACCAAAAUGAGUCUUUCCUUUUUUCUAGUCUACUUUUUCUCCCCACUUAAGUCUUGCUGAGAACUUCAGGUAUCCAAGAAUUUCAUAAUGUAAAUUUUUUUCCUUCCUACACUUUCCACAUAGGAGUUCAUUAGUUUGCUGUGGUUUAUUCCUGGGUGGCCCAGACUUUAGUGAUAAGGCUCUCCAGAAAGUGAAUAUUCUUUAGAUGAAAUAAAAUUCUUUUCUUGGGCCCUUCGUGGAAGCUUUUCUUGCUUGAAAGGACUUGACAAGUCUCAUAUUCUGCUGACAAAAAAGACUUUGAGAAUCUAGAUUCUUAUCAGUUCAUUAUAAAUGGAUGUUUAUAAAAUCUUGAGGGUUUUUGUUCUUCAUUGAAUUGCUUCUUGUUAGGGUUCAUGAUGAUUUUACAUCACAGGCUACCUUCUUUCCAAUUCAGGGAUGUUUUAGUUCAAUUUAAUUGAAAGAAGGGAAAACAAAUGGAGAGGUCUGCAGAAAGUAAACAUUGCUAUCUCAGAAAUAUCCUUUGCUUAUUUACACACACAUACACAUUUUAGAGUUGGGACUUCAAAAACCAGCCCUUGACAAGUGGGCAUUUGAUUUUUGCUUAAAGAUCUCCAGUGGUAGAGGAAACCAACUAAUUCCUAAUUUCACUUUGGGACAAAUAGCUCUAAUUACUGGGAAGCUGUCCCCUCAUAUCAAGCCUAAAUUUACCUCUAAUUGCAAUUUCUAGCCAUUGCUCCUAGUAAUGAUCUCUGUGGCAAAAUAUAAUGAAUCAAAUAUUUCUAUGUUAUAUAGCCCUUUAAGUAUUUGAAGGCAGCUGUCAAAUCUCUCCUAGAAUCUCCUUAGAUUCAUGCUUCUAUGGAUUGGACACAAGAACUUUUGUCAUUCUAGUUGCACUUAUUCUUUCCCCUCAUCUUUUCCUUCCCCUUCCCAGUUUCUCCACAUCCUUUCUAAAAUGUAGUGAAGAAAAUUGAAGACCAUUCUUUAGGUGUGAUCCAACCAGAGCCAAAAAAAAAAAAAAAAUCACUUUAUUCCACAAAUUCUGCCUUCAUACACAGCACAAGAAAACAGCUCUCCUUGGCUGCCACAUACUGUCGACUCAUAUUGAGCAUGGAUUUUUAAAAAUUCCUAGACCUUUUCUAAUGAAUGAAUCUGACCCAAUCUUGUAUUUGUGGCUUUUUGGAACUUGUGUAAGCCUUUACAUUUAUCCUUUAUAGCAUCUCUAGAGUUGGUCUGAUUUUCUAACCUUGCAAAGUUGAUAAGGAUGCCAUCUCCACUUAUCUAAAUCUUUGACAAAAACUAUUAUAGUUCAGGCAUAUAUCCCUGAUCCUAUGAAGUUCAUAUGGAAUUAUUGGUAUACUGACCAUGAACCAUUUAUCCAUUUCUGAAUCAAUUUAAUAGCGCUAUCAUCUAUUCAGUAUUUCUCCAGAUACUUUAUAUUGCAUUGCUAAAAUUUAGGUAAACUAUUGUUUCCCCAAUGUACCAUUUAAUAACUAUGUUGAAAAACACGUUUGGUAUGAAAUGUUAUUUUUGACCUUUUAAUUCUAGGAAUGAAUUAAUGGAUUUGAAAGCAGAGCCAGAGCUGACCUAAGCUGACUAGAGUCAGGAAGUAAUUUUCCAAAGUCAAAGAAAAUUAAGGCACUGCCCAAGGACCACCUGGAUAAGAAGACUGGCACUUAACUAUUGGGAUAUCAGAUCUGACCCUCUAGUAUAAUGGAAAGAGUACCGAAUUGGGAAUUCAUAGAUCUGUAUUCCAGUCUUUCCUCAGUUAUUAUGUGGUCUUAGCUAAGUUAAUUCUCUCUAGGGCUAUUUUGUCUUGAAUCAUUUAUCUCAUUCAUACAGAUGAGAAUCAAAUGAGAUAAUGGACAUAAAAAGGCUUGCAAAAUUGAAGAUUCCACAAAAUGAUAUUUUUCUGGAAGGUGGAAAAUGUUAAGAUUAGUCAUGUCAAUGGUUUCCUCAUUUGUACAGUGGGGAGGUUGGACUAUAUAUUUCAGCCCUAGGUUCUAGAUUUCUAAAUCUAAAGUCUUGAUUCAUUGAUGGCCCAGUAGUUUUAGUUCAGUCAUUUCCAAUGAGUUAUAGGACAAAUGAUAAUUUUUUUUUUUUUUAAGUUUCCUUUUGUUUACUAAAGGGGAAAUACAGCUCUCUCCUGAAUCAUUUUUCUCUUUCAACAUCAUAUGGUGAUCUGAAUUCCCUUCCUUAAAAAUUGAGAUAGUAUAGUACAUGAAUUUCCUCUUAAAGCCAGCAAGAUGUAACCCUGGAUACAUCUCUUAACUUUCCAGUUCUCUAAAGCUAUAAAAGUUGUGGCAAAGUAUUAAGUUGGUAGUGGGAAUUUCCUAUACCAAAGGUUCAGUUCCAUUCCCUACAUUAUCUUUAAAAAUUCACUUUUAAAAAAUACUGAAACCAAUCUUCAUUUGUUCAUGGGAUAUGAUUAUGAGAUGUUAUCCCUUCCACUCAGUGGUUUCCCUCAUUUGUAUGACUUCUUUCAAUCAUCUUGGGGCUUUUGAGUAAUAAUGAAGACUUAACACUAUUAAUUCAAUCUUGAGAUGCAAAUACAGUUUGUAAGUAUAAAGUACAUUUUUGUAAUAGUUGUAAAAGUUAUGAGGAAGAUUUCAUAUCUUUAUAAAGACUUCUGAACAUAAUGGCCUUGAAGAGAGUCCUUUAUUGGAUGUGAGUGACCCCUUCUAACAAGGUUCAAUUUUUCUCCACACUGCAAACCUGCAAAUGAGAGAAAUUCAGUUUGAUAAGAGACAAUCGACAUCUCUGAUGUGUAUUUGGAAAUGAUUUGGCUAAGACAACUCCACAAAGCAGCAAUAAUCACACUGAUUUGAUCCAUAAAUCCAAAAUCAAAUAGUUACUGUUACAAGUAUCUUUUAGCUCAAGACUUUUUGCUAACGUGGUUUCCAAACUGGGGUACAAGUUAUGAAGCAGUUCUCCCACAGAAUCACACCUUUUUGGCAGCACCCUGGCAUGUAAAUUUAGUCUCUUUAUUAAUUUGGCAUCAGCAUCAAAACCAGAAAGAAACUUUAGCUUCUGAGUGGAAGGUGGCACUAAAUAAAGUUCCCAAAUAAAAUAGAAGCUAUUGUUUCCUCUAUGGACUUUUAAGUUUCAAAUUUUAUUUGGGGGACACAAGAAAUUUUAUUAAGAAUCUAAGAUAUAACUCUGUCAAAGUACAAAGUGGCAUAAGUCUAGAAAUGGAAACAAACACCUGAAUACCAAUGAAUCUUUAAGCCUAGAUUCUAGUUGUCCUUAAUCUUAAGUCUUUCCUGUCUUCCAGAGCAAUUUAACAACUUUUCUGAAGUUUCAUUAAAACACCUGUACUGCAGUGCUUACUGCUACACUAUGCUGGGGUGACCCAUUAGACCUCAGAAUCCAAAUCUGUUGAGCACAAGGCAGCACAUUCUAAUUCAAAUGUCAUUAGGAUGUUUCAGUGUUUAAACAAAAGGAAAGUGACCUUUCAUAUUUUUUGAACUGGUGAAAUUAAGAAUGAUACUGAUGAUACUACUGAAUGAUACUACAUAAAGUGUGUGACUACAAAAAACUUUUUCAUAAAGUGGGGGGUCUUUGCGCUGCUCUGUGGAAAUCUGCUGGCAAAUGUAUGAUUUCUGUAUAGCCUGUGACCUGACAGUGCCCCACUUAUCCCACCCCCCAUUUUCCGUAGACUGUGAUUUACAUGAGAACUGGAACAGUUAUGUUCCUACUGUUUUGUGUACAGAGCAAAAAGCCCUUUAGACUUUUAGCACGGAUUUUUACCUUUUAUUGAAACCUUUGAUUUUCUUGGGAGGAAAAUAGUUUUUGAAUAAUGUGUGGUUAAAAACAUUGAUUUGAAAUAUUUUAGUAAAAUGAAGUCAGAGAUACGAUUGUGAUAGUGUAUACUUGCAGUUAAAUGAAAUAAACUUCUUUGUAAUCAA